UAUCAAUGGAAAUAUUGAGAGAAAAUAAUCUCCAAACAAGAAAAUUGUGAGGCCAUUCCACAAUUCCUUCUGCAAUCUUCCAUCUGAGUUCAUCCUUCCUCUGCUGAUUUUUCUCAGCUGUUCUUUUCUUUCUGGUAUUAGAAAGGUGUGGCUGAACUAGAUUCUUAAUUAUGUCCUAUACGUGACCCACCCCUGGCUGUCUCCCCUGGCUGAUUUCUGGAGUUGGGUUGGGUUGGGUUGUUGCUAAAAUGAUGUCUCAGGUAAAGCACACAAUUAGGAAGAUUGAGGGUUUGAUUUGGUUUCCUUUGCAAGCUCUGUAAAAUGAAACCAUACAGUAGAUCGAGAAUCUGAGCAUCAGAAAUCUGGAUCGGAGACUUGGUGCCAAUGGGGGAGGCAUUCUCGGAAGACCAAUUCAAAGGAAGGAGCAUAUUGGUAGGGCUUGAAAUGAAUGCCAAGGGCAAGGAGUUGCUCGAUUGGACACUCAACACAGUGGCCGAGCAAGGUGAUCGAGUCGUGGCAGUUCAUAUCUGCCAUUACUCAGACCUCAAGAACACUACCUUUUCUCUCAUCAAAGUGUUGGAAGACUACCUGGAAACAUGCGAGAGCUUAUGUAAUCUUAAGCAAAUUGUUCUAGUGGGCAGGGUGUCGAGGGGGAAGUCGAUCAGAGAGACUUUGGUGAAGGAGGCCAAGGUCUAUGAUGCCGAAAAAGUAAUAGUAGGAGCAAACAAGCAAAUCUCACUAGGAGGCUCAGCUUCACUAGCUAAGUACUGUGCUAGGAAGCUCCCUCCAACCACUGCUGUAAUGGCAGUUCAGAAUGGAAAAGUGAUAUUCAAAAAGGUGGCUACUACUAAUGCCAAUUCAUCUCUAGAAGUGACACUGAAACCAAGCCCGGAUUGCGACCUAGUGCAGAAGCUGGCAGAGGCAAAACUUGGUUGGCCCUUGCUUAAGAGAGUAGCAACAAAGCACGUAGAAGAUGAUGCGAGGAAGAUGUCGGUGGUUCGAUGGGUGAUGAACUUGCCAAACAGAUCUUUGUCAGUGGAUCAACAGUAUCUAAAUCUAAUCCAGGAGUUAAACGAUAUCCUCAUCAGAAAUGGUUCCAACUGCAGAUGGUUUCAAUACAAUGAGCUUCAUAGUUCAACUAGUCAGUUCUGUUCAGAGAAUUUAAUUGGGAAAGGAGGGAGCAGCCAAGUUUACAGAGGGUACGUUUCAGAUGGCCAGCAAGUAGCCGUAAAAUUGUCCAAGCUUUCUGAAGAGACAUCAAGGCAUUUCCUUUUGGAGGUCGACAUCAUUACUAAGCUGGAACACGAGCUCAUUGUUCCACUGCUCGGGAUCUGCAUUGAGGACGGUACUCUAGUUUCAGUUUACAAGUACUUCCAGAAGGGAAGUUUAGAAGAAAACCUCCAUGGUAAAAAAGGCAACUGUUUACUGAACUGGAACCUGAGAUUUAGGGUUGCAAUUGGAAUUGCUGAGGCUCUUAGCUUCCUCCACAAUGAGUGUUCGACACCAGUGAUCCAUAGAGAUGUAAAGUCUUCUAACAUUCUUCUCACCGACGAGUUUGAGCCUCAGCUAUCUGAUUUUGGGUUGGCAAUGUGGGCACCUACAAGCUUGACCUAUCUGACACAAGACAAUGUGGUGGGCACUUUCGGCUGCAGAUACCUGGCUCCAGAGUAUUUCAUGCACGGGAAGAUCAGCAACAAAGUGGAUGUCUUUGCAUUUGGUGUUGUUCUACUUGAACUCUUAACCGGGAGAAAGCCAAUUGAUGAGGAAAUCUCCAAGGGUCAUGGAAGUCUGGUAAUGUGGGCAAUUCCACUACUAGAGAAACAGGAAUUUGCAGCCCUGCUCGAUCCCAACCUCAAUGACAAGUACGAAGAAGCUGAAAUGAAAAGAAUGAUGAUGGCUGCAUCACUCUGCAUCACAAGGAGGGUUCAUCUGCGACCUCGAAUGAGGGAGAUACUGAGUCUUCUGCAAGGUGAGGAGAGCAUGGAGUCAUGGAUGAACUGCCACAGCGAUGCUACCUCAAAGUCAAACAGGACGUCAGAUUGCCAGGACGACGAGGCACAUCCAUGUUCAACUUUGAGUAUAGGAUCGCAUUUAAGCCUUGCGUUGUUCGAUGUGGAGGACGACGCAUCAUCCUUCACCAGCUUUGAGCAGAGCAACCUUGGUUCUUUGGACGACUACAUAAGAGAGCGAUGGGGUCGUUCUUUAAGCUUCGAGUAGCUCUAACAAUCCGCCGGUGUCUUCUAUUAAUGUAAUCACCGAUCGUCAUCAUCAUUACUUUUUGCCUACACAGAGUAAUAUCCUAUUUUCUGAAGUCAUAAUCACAAAAAAAAAUGAUCUAAGAUUUCGUGAUGAUGCA
Molecule: messenger RNA, 2356 nt
Organism: Zingiber officinale
Lineage: Eukaryota; Viridiplantae; Streptophyta; Magnoliopsida; Zingiberales; Zingiberaceae
Product: receptor-like cytosolic serine/threonine-protein kinase RBK1
Exons: 13
Coding region: 385-2217 (610 amino acids)
Biological process (GO): protein phosphorylation
Molecular function (GO): ATP binding; protein kinase activity
Source: RefSeq, a predicted model, not a curated record